CAAGCUUUGAAGACACCUCAUCCUGAACCAGAAAGAUGGAAGGAGACUUAUGAUACAAUCAAGGAAAUGCGGUCUAAUUUCGUGGCACCCGUAGACACUAUGGGCUGCGACCAGGCUCAGUUCAAGGAGUCUGACCCCAAGAGUCGACGUUUCGCUACUCUCGUUUCCCUUAUGUUAUCUUCCCAGACUAAGGACGAAGUGACAGAUGCGGCGGUAUCCAAGCUCAGAGAAGCCCUUGGGGGUAGCUUGACGGUCGACGCCAUGAUUGAAGCGGAACCCUCAGUCAUAUCCGAGGCUAUAGCGAAAGUAGGAUUCUGGCGUCGGAAGACUGAUUAUCUACAGCGUGCUGCGCAACGGCUUCGGGAUGAGUUUGAUUCAGACGUUCCCAAAACUGUGGACGAGUUAUGCUCAUUGCCAGGUGUUGGUCCCAAAAUGGCCUUUCUUGCUCUUCAGGUUGCCUGGGAUUUGAACCAUGGUAUUGGUGUCGAUGUUCACGUGCAUCGAAUAACGAAUCGCUUAGGGUGGCAUAAGAAGCCAACGAAGAACCCGGAGGAGACAAGAUUGAACCUACAGUCAUGGCUGCCCAAAGAGCUACACCGAGAGAUAAACCACAUGCUCGUUGGUUUUGGCCAAGUUGUUUGCCUUCCUGUGGGUCCAAAAUGUGACUCAUGCGCUCUGAGCACCAAGCAGCUAUGUCCGAGUGCACGC
Laccaria bicolor S238N-H82 is the source of this 708-nucleotide messenger RNA. RefSeq lists its product as uncharacterized. The record is from RefSeq and is a predicted model, not a curated record. The transcript is spliced from 6 exons. The annotation marks the transcript as partial. Gene Ontology annotation, molecular function: oxidized pyrimidine nucleobase lesion DNA N-glycosylase activity; DNA-(apurinic or apyrimidinic site) endonuclease activity; DNA binding. Lineage: Eukaryota; Fungi; Basidiomycota; Agaricomycetes; Agaricales; Hydnangiaceae. Gene Ontology annotation, biological process: base-excision repair, AP site formation; nucleotide-excision repair; base-excision repair. Gene Ontology annotation, cellular component: nucleus.